Carlito syrichta (Philippine tarsier) is the source of this 1512-nucleotide messenger RNA. RefSeq names its product NF-kappa-B inhibitor zeta-like. Gene Ontology annotation, cellular component: nucleus. The record is from RefSeq and is a predicted model, not a curated record. The transcript has 10 exons. Gene Ontology annotation, molecular function: protein binding. The annotation marks the transcript as partial. Gene Ontology annotation, biological process: regulation of gene expression. NCBI's taxonomy places the organism in Eukaryota, Metazoa, Chordata, Mammalia, Primates, Tarsiidae.
AUGGUCACCAAGUGGGAACUGAGAACAGCCUCCCACUGGAAUGUCAGACCCAGUAACACUGCCCCCACCCCUACCCACACCAGCCAGGGCCCAGGAGUCAAGGCUUUCAGCAUCCUCUUGGACCAAGACCCAGAAGUCCAGGCCCCCGGUGUCCUCCCCCUCCUGGAGUCAGGCACCCUCGACUCUCUCAGACCAAAGACCUGGAGCCCCACUCCCAUUUCCCGGGAGACUCGGGAGUCCUUCUCCCCAAGGCGGCCCCGCCCACUCAGAGACUGGGUCUGCUGGGGCGCGACGCGGGGACUCCCAGGCCUAUCGGGGCCCCGGCGGCGGCUCCGCGGGGGAGCAGCGAGGCUGGCGCAGCGGCGAGGCCGCGGCCCUGGGGGCCCGCAACCCGCGUCCCGGAACCCCCGAGUGAGCCGGAAUGAGCGCAGCCACUGCCCAACGCAGACCGUGAAGAAGCUCCUGGAAGAACAGAGGCGCCGCCAGCAGCAGCAACCCGACGCUGGUGGGGUACAGGGACAGUUCCCGCCUCCCCUGGCUCAGCCCCUGACCCCAUCUGUGAAUGAGGCUGAGGCUGGCCAUCCUCACUUCCCAGCACACCAGGAGACUGUGGGCUCUGGACUUGGCAGCCUGGCGCCCCCCAUGGGCUUUCCAGACUGGGACCCCAACACGCAUGCUGCCUACACAGACAGCCCCUUCUCUUACCCUGCUUCUGCUGCUGAAAGUUUCCUGACUCCUGACUUCUACCCACCCUCGGACCCAGGGCGGCCAUGCCCGUUUCCCCAGGGGAUGGAGGCAGGAUCCUGGAGGGUUUCUGCACUCCCUGCAGGACCUCCUCAGUUGUCCCCUGUGGCCACUGGACCGUCCCUUGAUGCAGCCCGAGCUCACAUGGCGUCUUUGGGGCCACAACAGCUGCUGGCCCAGGAUGAGGAGGGCGACACGCUCUUGCACCUGUUUGCGGCUCGAGGACUGCGCUGGGCAGCGUAUGCUGCAGCUGAGGUGUUCCAGGUGUAUAGACAUCUGGACGUUCGUGAGCAUAAGGGCAAGACUCCUCUCCUGGUGGCCGCUGCUGCCAACCAGCCCUUGAUUGUGGAAGAUCUGCUGAACUUGGGAGCAGAGCCCAAUGCCACUGACUAUCAGGGACGUUCUGUCUUGCACGUGGCUGCUACCUACGGCCUCCCGGGAGUCCUCUCGGUAUGUCCAGCUGGCAGGUGGGGUGUCUGGGGUGGACUGGGUGCCCAGAUCUUGGCUUCCAGGGCUAGGAGGCCUUGGGAGACACUUACCCAGCACUCUGCCUUCUCUUCCUCCCAGGCUGUGUUUAACUCAGGGGUUCAGGUUGACCUGGAAGCCAGAGACUUCGAGGGCCUCACCCCCCUCCACACAGCCAUCCUGGCCCUUAACAUUGCUAUGCGUCCUCCUGACCUCUGUCCCCGGGUGCUAAGUACACAAGCCCGAGACAGGCUGACUUGUGUCCAAAUGUUGCUGCACAUGGGUGCGGAUCACACCAGCCAG